AUGUUGAAAGUAACUGUCUUAAAGGUCCAUGGUCCCAGUCUGUACAUCACUGAUGACAACAAUGUGGCUCUGUUUCCUGCACCUGAUGGCCACUUCAGUCUUGUUGACCUCACACCAAGGGGGCAUUAUGAGGUGCAUGGUGAGAGCAUCAUUGAAGAAUCUUCACCUAAUACUCCAGUAACCCCCAACCCUACUCGCUUUUUCUUCCACCGACCAGUUAGUGCAGCAGCGGGUUCUGCAACUGGUUCUUCUGCAGUUCCAAGAGCUACUAUGCCAAAAACUUUCCAAAGGAGUGUUUUCAUUGCUGAAGUUGUGGAUUGCAAGUUGGAGACAAGCAAAACAUUAACAGUCCGUUUUUCUGAGUUUGAGGCCUCUGUUCCGGGUAUUGUGAGUAAAGUUAAAGAGGCCCUUGGACAAGAGGACUCAUUGAUUCUGACUGAUGGCCAAGGAAAGGAAAUCCUGGAUUCUGAAGGAACCAGAGGAUCAGCAUACUGGAAACAGAAUGCACGCAAAGUAUUUGCUGUGCCGCAAGAAGAAUUCCUGCAGCUACGAGAAAGUAAAAGGAGGAGACUAAGUCGACGAGAUGAUGCUGGCCUCCAAGAUGUUCUGGACACAAUUGAAGAGGUUGUGACAGCAGCCCAGGGACUGCAAGCAGUGUCCACCACACUGAAAGAGCUCAUGGAUUUAGCAAAUUCCAAUCGCAGAACAACAGUAUCCCUGACAGAUGUCGAAGCAGCAGCAGUUAGAGAUGCUUUUGCCUGUAUUAUCUGCAGAGGUCCAAUGAACGAGCCCAUGGUUUCAUCAUGCUGCCAAAGCCUUAUUGGCUGCAGGAUUUGCAUUAAGCAAUGGCAAAUAAAUUCUCCCUUCUGCCCUAAAUGCCGGGCUGGCGAUUCUGGUAACAACAUACAAAGACUCAUGGGCUUAUCUGAUGCAUUGGCUGCACUCAGAAACAUACUCUUGGCGUAAUACUGUAUAUUAUGUAGUAGUAUUAUCAAACAUUGCAUAGUUUUACUGUUGUUUUGUUCUUAAUCUUCUCAAAAUAUGCAGUUCUAGGGCACAGUUACAUGUGCAUCAUUCAAUUUAUUUUAUUUUAUAUUGCACACAAUGUAGAAUGCUGAGAAAGUUAA
This is a messenger RNA of Sinocyclocheilus anshuiensis, 1127 nucleotides long. RefSeq lists its product as uncharacterized. NCBI's taxonomy places the organism in Eukaryota, Metazoa, Chordata, Actinopteri, Cypriniformes, Cyprinidae. Bases 1 to 966 code for a protein of 321 amino acids. The transcript is spliced from 5 exons. The record is from RefSeq and is a predicted model, not a curated record.